This is a messenger RNA of Lactuca virosa, 1875 nucleotides long. NCBI's taxonomy places the organism in Eukaryota, Viridiplantae, Streptophyta, Magnoliopsida, Asterales, Asteraceae. The record is from the annotation of a GenBank genome assembly.
AUGAUCACUUUCUCCAAUUCGUCAAAGAAUCUAUCCAUCUUCUUCAGGUCAAAAAGAAAUCAUAAACUUUACAACACCCAAUCAAGAUCCAUUCCGAUAACCUCCCCUGUUCCCACUCAUGACCAGAUUUCCCACCUCAUAUUAGAUCAAAAGUCAGCAUCGGAAGCUCUCAACACCUUCAGAUGGGCGUCCAAACUCCCCCAUUUCACUCACACCCAAUCCACCUACAGAGCUCUUGUCCACAAGCUCUGUACUUUUCGUCAUUUCGACACCAUCCACCAACUGCUCGAUGAAAUGCCCAGCUCAAUCGGCUCACCCCCAGACGAUACUGUCUUCAUAACCAUCAUCCGUGGGUUAGGCAACGCUCGAAUGGUCAGACAAGUAAUCAAUGUUCUUGACUUAGUUUCAAGAUUCAAAGAAAAACCUAACCUGAAAAUCUACAAUUCAAUACUCGAUGUUCUUGUCAAGGAAGAUAUUGACAUAGCCAGAGGCUUUUACAGACACAAGAUGAUGGCUUGUGGUGUUAAAGGUGAUAUGUACACUUUCGGGAUCUUAACAAAGGGACUUUGCAUGACAAAUCGCAUAUCAGAUGCUUUUAAGCUUUUACAAUUCAUGAAGAAAAACAGUAUCCCCCCAAACACUGUCAUAUACAACACCUUACUCCAUGCUCUUUGCAAGAAUGGGAAACUUGGGGUAGGAAGGGCCAGGAGUUUGAUGAAAGAGAUAGUAAAUCCAAACAGUGUCACUUUCAAUAUCUUAAUAACCGCAUACUGUAAAGAAGAUAACAUAAUUCAAGCACUUGUCAUGUUAGAAAAAUGUUUCAAUCUUGGAUUUGUCCCUGAUGUCAUCGCAAUAACCAAAAUAAUGGAACUUUUAUGUAACAAGAAUCGUGCCAUGGAAGCAGUGGAGGUUUUAGAAAGGGUAGAGAAGAAAGGUGGCAAGAUUGAUGUGGUGGCUUACAACACUCUUGUGAAGGGUUUCUGUAAAAUCAAGAAACCAAAGGCUGCACAUAGGUUUUUAAAGGAGAUGGAGUUGAAGGGUAUUCUUCCAAAUGCAGACACUUAUAAUUCUUUAAUAUAUGGAUUUUGUGAGUUGGGUUUGUUCGAUUCGGCUCUUGAUAUGUUUCAUGAGAUGAAAAGGGUCGGGGUCAUUUGGAAUUUUGAUACAUUUGAUAUUUUAAUUCGCGGGUUUUGUUCAAAAGGAAGGGUAGAAGAUGGGCAUAAGAUCUUGGAAGUAAUGGAGGAUAGUAAAAGUGGUUCUUCAAAUCAUAUAAGUCCUUAUAACAGCAUCAUAUAUGGUUUCUAUAAAGCGAACCGAGUUGACUCGGCUCUUGACUUUUUAACCAAGAUGGGGACAAAAUUUCCGAGAAGUGUUGAUAGAAGCAAACAGAUAUUAACAUUUUGCAAGGAGGGUAGAAUGGGAAAUGCGAAAAAGAUAUACGAUGAGAUGAUUCUAAAAGGUGGAGUCCCAAGUGUUCUUGUUUAUAUAAGUUUGAUUCGAGGGUUUUGUGAAGAAAACAUGGUGAGAGAUGCUUUUGAGAUUGUGGAUGUGAUGGUGUCAUGUGGUUAUGUUCCUGAUGUUUUGAUUAUUGGGGAUUUGAUUAAUGGGCUUUGUGGUGAGGGUAAAGUUGGAAGUGCGAUGCUAUUUUUGGAGGAUAUGGUUGGAAGAGGUUGGGUGGUGGAUUCGGGUAGUUAUAGUCCUUUGAUUGAUGGGUAUUGUAAGAGAGGGGAUUUGCAUAAGGGGUUGAUGUUGUUUAUGGAGAUGGUGGAAAAGGGAAUUGUUCCUGAUUAUUUUGCUUGGAAUUGUGUAGUUGAGUGUGUUGUUAGGGUAGUAGAAGACGGGAAUAAAAUGUUGGAAUGCCUCGUUGAAACCUAA